This is a messenger RNA of Osmerus eperlanus (European smelt), 4318 nucleotides long. RefSeq names its product sema domain, transmembrane domain (TM), and cytoplasmic domain, (semaphorin) 6Ba (gene sema6ba). Gene Ontology annotation, biological process: semaphorin-plexin signaling pathway; negative regulation of axon extension involved in axon guidance; positive regulation of cell migration. The transcript has 17 exons. Gene Ontology annotation, cellular component: plasma membrane. The record is from RefSeq and is a predicted model, not a curated record. The coding region runs from base 643 to 3375 and encodes 910 amino acids. Gene Ontology annotation, molecular function: chemorepellent activity; semaphorin receptor binding. NCBI's taxonomy places the organism in Eukaryota, Metazoa, Chordata, Actinopteri, Osmeriformes, Osmeridae.
GAGCUCAAACUGCGGGGUGCUCUGUCUCAGGUCUUGCAACCCGCCCCUGAUCAGACCCUCCGUGCGCCAGCCCUUACCGACUAUUACGAGAUUCACUGCGUCAGUCAGAGACGUUUAUUUGGAGCAGAUGUAAAUUGAGAAUUAUGAUAUUGUUCAAAGAAAAGCUUUGCGUAUUGAAGACAAUUGAUCGAAUGUAUGCAUUUAUUAUUGUAGGUUUCCAUUUUAGGGGAAUGUACGGCGGAUGUUUGAUGUCUGGGUCCAUAGCGUAGCUCAGCCCUGGAUCAGACUAAAUGAACAGCAUAAUAUAAAAAGAAGAGGAACAGUCUUUCAUUCAACGAGUGUGUUUGAUUGGGCGGUUCGCACGCGCUCACAAGGAAAGAUAACGGUGAUGUUGCGGCCACGCGCAGAAGUCGUACAGGGAAGAGGCAGGUGAGGUGCGGCCGAAAGGAACUAGUCACUAAAACUAAACCCUACCAAGGCAUUGUGGUUACGGAGACCUGUGGAUAAAGAGGACAUCGGCACAUACCCCUUGCUUUUGCUGUACCGCGAGAAGAACAAACGACUUGAAGCGAGGAGGGAAUUUGGCACCUGGCAAAGAACCACUAUACCUGUCCAUCUGGCACGUGCCUGUGCUUUGCUGCCAUGACGACCAUGGCCCCUCCCCUCACGUUACUACUCCUGCUCCUGCGAUUGGCUGAGGGUUCUUUCCCAGAGGAACCCAGUCCCCUCAGCUACGCUCCCUUAGAGGUGGUGCGGAGGUAUCCAGUGUUUUUGGGUAGAGCUCACCGUUCGGCCCAGAGACAGGAGCUUCACAUCCAGACCAUCCUCCAGAUCAACCGCACGCUCUACAUCGGAGCUAGGGAUGACCUGUACAGAGUAGAACUGGAUAAUAACAUGUCUGGUGAGGAGAUGUUCUAUAGCAAGAAGCGGACGUGGGAAUCCAAUAAGAACGAUAUCCGAGUCUGCAGGAUGAAGGGCAAACAUGAGGGGGAGUGUCGUAAUUUCAUCAAGGUCCUACUGAGCCAGUAUGGUGGACUGUUUGUGUGUGGAACAAAUGCCUUCAACCCCCUGUGUGCCAACUACACCAGAGACUCUCUGGAGAUGGUGGGAGAGACAGUCAGCGGCAUGGCUCGGUGCCCCUAUGACCCACGCCAUGCCAACGUGGCGCUGUUUGCAGAGGGUAAUCUCUUCACUGGAACCGUCACUGAUUUCCUUGCGAUCGACGCAGUGAUCUACCGCAGCCUUGGAGACAGCCUCGCCCUCCGCACCGUCAAGCACGACUCUAAAUGGUUCAGAGAGCCGUACUUUGUGAAUGCAGUUGAGUGGGGGCCUCAUAUCUACUUCUUCUUCAGAGAAAUGGCCAUGGAGUUUCACCACCUAGAGAAGGUGAUGGUGUCCCGGGUGGCUCGUGUGUGUAAGGGGGAUCUAGGGGGCUCCCAGCGUGUGUUGGAGAAGCAGUGGACUUCCUUCUUGAAGGCCCGGCUGAACUGCUCCAUCCCCGGAGACUCUCACUUCUACUUCAACCUGCUCCACGCCACCAGCGACAUCAUACGCAUGCAGGGCCGGGACGUCAUCCUGGGACUGUUUUCCACGCCGCCUAACAGUAUCCCUGGCUCUGCAGUGUGUGUGUUUGACAUGCAGCAGCUGGCUAGGGUUUUCGAGGGACGCUUUAAGGAGCAAAAAUCCCCUGAAUCCAUCUGGACACCCGUGCCUGAUGAGCUGGUUCCCAAACCCAGGCCAGGGGGCUGCGCGGUGCAGGGCUCUCGGUUCAGCUCGUCCAGCUCCUACCCUGAUGAGGUGUUGAACUUCGUUAAGACUCACCCUCUGAUGGAUGAGACUGUUCCUCUGCUGGGACACAGGCCCUGGGUGGUGAAGACCAUGGGCAGGUACCAGUUGACAUCCAUGGUGGUGGACAUGGAGGCCGGUCCUCACAAGAACCGGACUGUGCUGUUCCUGGGCUCCACCCGAGGGACCAUCCUCAAAUUCCUCAUGGUGCCCAACGAGGAGAGCUCCCCCUCCCACGGCAGUGUGUUCCUGGAGGAGGUGGAGGGAUUCAACCCAGAGAAAUGUGGGGAGGAUUCUGUGCUGGCGCGCCAGCUCUUGUCCCUGUCUCUGGAUCGCACCAGUCACACUCUGCUGCUGGCCUUCCCCUCCUGCCUGGUCCGAGUCCCCACGGCACGCUGCCAUCUGCACUCUCGCUGUAUGAAGAGCUGCCUGGCCUCCAGAGACCCCUACUGUGGCUGGACCAGAGGCAGCACCUGUUCCUUCCUCAGGCCAGGGACACGGCUGCCUUUUCAGCAAGACGUGGAGUAUGGCAACAGCUCCUCCCACCUAGGAGAUUGUGACGGUCUUCUCCAGCAGAGCCUGCUGAUUGAGCCCGAGAGCCUGGUCUCCCUCAACCUCCUGGUGGCAUCUGCGGUCUCCGCCUUCACCAUCGGGGCGGCCCUCUCCGGCCUCGCCGUCUGCUGGAUCAUGGCCCACAAGCCCGCUGGCCGUCGCCAGGGCGGCAACACCCCCCAGUCCUCCAUCCAGCGGCGCGACAGGGGCAUGCUGGGCACCGGAGGGGGCAUGGGCGGCUCAGUCCUCAGUGUGACGCGCCAGGGAGGCGGGGACAGGCCCUGCUCCCAGGGCGGGGAGACGCUGUUUGUCAUGCCCAACGGCUGGGUGAAGUCUGGGGACCUGGACCCUGGCUUCCUGCCCACUCCGGAGCACACGCCCCAGCAGAAGCGCCGCGGUCUGCGCCUCUCGGACUCCAACUCCGGGGGUUGGGACACCAGCCAGACCUACCUGGGAGGGGGUUCGGUGGGGCUGGGCUCCCCUUGCCCCCUGCCGCCCUCCCACCACCCCUCCACUGCCGUCUACCUGACCACCAGACUCUUCCAGCAAGGGGGAGGAGGAGGGGGGAGGCACGGGGUGGAUGGGAGAGGAGGCAGCGAGACCCCGCGCCAGCACUACGUCUGUCUCAGCAAGCCCCGGGGAGCGGGGGAGAAAGGGGGCAGGGGGACACCAAAUGCCCCCCUCAGGAAGUCGGCCGGAGAGUAUGUGUAUCCCAUGACCCCCCAGGACUCGCCAGAGCGUCGGAGGGUGGUGUCAGCCCCCAGCGCCCCAAUGGAGUUCGGUGAGCCCCUGCCUUUGCGCUGGCCUGCCCCGGAGGGCUACCUCCUCAGCAGCCAUGGCAUGGUGCCCAUGCCCCUGCCUCCGACUUCCAUGGUGGCGCCCAGCGGCCAGCCCUACGUGGCCCAGCAGCAUACCCCCGGGCUGGGCAGGGCUCUGCUAAGAGGGGCCUUGGGGAGAGGCGAGCUGGGGGAGCUGGUGGAUCUCAGCCAGUUGAUGAGUAAGAAGGGCUGCAAUGAGAGGACUCAAGCUGGCCAAUGAGAAAUUGCGAUGGAGGAAAAAGAGAGGAGGAAGAGAGGGAACGAGCGAGCCAGUGAUUGAUGCAAACUAGUGUCUGUCCAAACACUCUUCUCUAUUUCUCUGCUUCUAUUUUCACCCUAUCUUCACCCUCUCUCCACCUGAUUUCCAUCUCUCUCUCACUCAUUCUCUAUUCUUCUCUUUCUCUCUCAUUGUGAUUUAACUCUCCCGAUCUCUUUUGCUGAUCUCCCCCAGACCCCCUCUCCCCUCCCCCAUGGCUCUACUUUCUCUGUAACUGGCUGCUUCUACUGCCACUCACAUCCUGCCUCACGCUGAUUGGCCAAGUUGUUGCUGUGUCUGCAUUGCAGAGUUGCCUCACCCUCCUGCUGGAGAGAAAGAGGAAGAGCAAUGAAUAAAUGAAAGAAAGAGGGAGGGAAAUGAAAGAGGCAGAGAAGAGGAGAGGUGCGAGAGAGGAUAACCUUGUGAAUCACAAAAUGACACUGCUCUCCCCGUGCAGGGAUAAGGUGAACAAGAACAACAUGGCUGCUCGGAGACUUCUCUGUCCCUCCAGACAACUGCCUAGGUCCAGUAAAGAGAUUGAGUUGUAUGAUAACCAAGAAGACAACGGUGUGAACUAUGUAAAUUUUAAGACCGCUUGUUUCAGCAUGAUCACACUCUGGGCUACUUGAACAGACUCCCUUCAGCCUAACAAGGCUAAAACACUGAGGUCAUUCUGACUGCCAACGUGAGCAGAACACCAAUGACGGAGGGAGGGAGACUGAAAGAGGCAGGGCCUGUGUGUGUGUGUUUGUGUGUGUGUGUGUGUGCAUGCGUGUGCUGGUGUGUUUGGGGUGUUCAGGUGGAAUCUCUGGCAACUCUGAGGGUUUGGAUUUCUCAGACAGUCUGCUGUAGGGGAACAUACCGGAGCCAUGAUACACACAAUUGCACACACAAAUGUACAGGACAC